Messenger RNA from Humulus lupulus (European hop), 588 nucleotides. RefSeq lists its product as uncharacterized. The coding region runs from base 1 to 588 and encodes 195 amino acids. The transcript is spliced from 2 exons. Lineage: Eukaryota; Viridiplantae; Streptophyta; Magnoliopsida; Rosales; Cannabaceae. The record is from RefSeq and is a predicted model, not a curated record.
AUGAUAAAGAAAAGGCUGUAUUUUACCGUGGAUGAGAAUCAAGGAAAUGCAGCAAACAAUGCUACUAAUGUUAAUAAUAUCCCAAAUAUUGCUGAGGUUCCAAUGGAGCGAGGAGCAAGGACGCUUAGAGAUUAUGUACUUUCUAUUGUCACAGGAGUGCAUUCAGGCAUCAGACACCCCACUAUUGCUGCAAAUAAUUUCAAGAUUAAGCCAGCUAUAUUACAAAUGGUGCAAUCUAUUGUUCAGUUUGGGGGGUUGCCCACAGAAGAUCCUAAUUUGCAAAUAGCCAUUGUCCUGGAGCUAUGUGCAACAUUUAAGAUCAAUGGGGUGAGUGAAGAUGCGAUUAGACUUAGAUUUUUCCCAUUCUCUCUACGCGGUACUACUCGCGCUAUCAUAGAUGCAGCAUCGGAAGGAGUGUUUAUGAGAAAGAGUGCCAACGAAGCUUAUGAUAUUCUAGAGGAGAUGGCCAUGAACAAUUACCAGUGGCCUAUUGAGAGGGAAAAUACAAAGAAGGUGGCUGGGAUGAUUGAAUUAGAUGCCAUCUCAAUGCUUACAGCUCAAGUGGCAUCCUUGACGAAACAACUAUAA